This is a messenger RNA of Dichotomopilus funicola, 1482 nucleotides long. Its product is annotated as kinase-like domain-containing protein. The record is from RefSeq and is a predicted model, not a curated record. Lineage: Eukaryota; Fungi; Ascomycota; Sordariomycetes; Sordariales; Chaetomiaceae. The transcript is spliced from 2 exons. Gene Ontology annotation, biological process: protein phosphorylation. Bases 1 to 1482 code for a protein of 493 amino acids. Gene Ontology annotation, molecular function: ATP binding; protein serine/threonine kinase activity.
AUGCCCUCAACUGUCUCGACGUCGUUCGAGUCAAGCGAGAGCCAGUCAUCUCAGUCGGCCCCUAUCCCACUCCAUGACUUUCUCAGUACCCACGAUGACCAACACUUUGUGUGGGACGACGCAGACCGGGAGACAUCCCCGGAGUGGCUGACUGCAGUCGACGCGGCUGGGCUCAACGCUAAGAAGCACAAAGUCUUCAACCAUGGCGGCAAAGCGUAUCUAACGCCGCCGGACCCUUUUGUCCAAAUCAAGGAACUCGGUGACUCGGGCUCCACCAUUGUGUACAAGGUCACCGCGCCAGAGACCUCCGCAUACCGCCGGGCCCUUGCCCUCAAGGUUAUCGUCUGCAAGGAAAGCUCCCGGCCUCCGGGGCCCGACAGCAAAGCUCGCAGCGAUGCGUUGAAGGAAGUCAAAACCAUGUCCGAACUCCGGCACCCGCAUAUCGUCGCAUAUGUGGCCUCUUUUGAGGAUUGCUGCAUCCAACCCCGGGAGAUCAGGCAACGGGCGCCUCGGCCACGGCAAAGACCACACAAUAUGGUGGCCUUCCGUGUGAACCAGCGGAUCAAGAAGCAUAUUCUCGGAAUCGCCAUGUACCCACCAGCCCAAUGCAACCUUCGCGUGUUUAUGGAAGAAGUUUGCCAGGCUCCCGAGGACGUCUGGGAGCGGCAACACUUGUACACGUAUUUUGGCUGUCUCUCCCAGGCCGUCGCGUACCUUCACCGGCAAAGCAUCCAGAUCCGCCAUAAAGACAUCAAACCUGAUAAUAUUGUCAUUGAUGAGUUCGGCUUGCCUGUACUCACCGACUUCGGUCUCUCGAGGCAUUUUGAAACAGGCAAAGCGUCAGAAGGGCCUACCCCUAAAACCCUGAAAUAUGCCGGACCAGAGGCUAUAUAUGAAGCGCCUCGGGACCACCACUCUGAUAUCUUCUCCCUAGGCUGUGUCUUUCUUGAGAUGGCCACCGUGCUACUGGGUCACCCCACUGAGUUUGCCGAAGAGCAACUCUCCAUCAACACCCUGGACAGUGCCGAUGCCCGAUCCAUCUCCUCCUCCGGCACUGGCACCAAUACAGAGUUCAAAUACUGCGACGUCUUGCGGAAUCUCGACGCCUAUCUCGACAUCCUCACUCUCCUCGCCCAUCCAGCGCUUGGAGCGUCUGUUAAAGGCGUCCUUGCCGUCCUCCCCCACAUCCGCCGUAUGAUGGAUCCGGUCCAGACGCGGCGGCCAGAUGCUGACCAGCUGUACCCUUUAUUCCGCCAUUUAUACGACAUCCACGACAAGCCCGGCCCCUGCUUUAACUGCGAGGAAGAGCGUCGCACGGGGAACGCGCUACCGAGUCGCAGUGGGAAUGGCAGCCCAACCCUGAGCCGUGGUGUCGACGGGGUGGGGUCUAAUGGAUCCCAAGGGUUGGCAAGGAGAAGCACGGCGGCGUCAACCAUGUCAACGGCUAUGAGUAUGGUGGCCGGUAGAAAUUCACUGUCAUAA